Dentiscutata heterogama is the source of this 366-nucleotide messenger RNA. Lineage: Eukaryota; Fungi; Glomeromycota; Glomeromycetes; Diversisporales; Gigasporaceae. The record is from the annotation of a GenBank genome assembly.
AUGUUGACAUCAAAACUAUACGAUGAAGUUUGUAAUAUUGCUUCUAAUAUCUAUAUGGAAAAUGAAAACACAGGAAUAGAAUUUUCAUGUUUGUUGGAAUUGGAAGCUACGGACGAUCCUCAUAAACUUUCUAAAAAGAUAGUUGAACUCCAAGAUAAAGAAAAUCAACAAAAUAUAGUAACUAUUGAAAAUAUUGCAGGGUUAGAAGAUAAUGAAAAUAGCGAGAAUGAUUUAGACGAUUUAUAUCAAGAUUACGAAUUAUAUCUUACUAAAGCACUUAAAAUCAUUCAAGAGCAAAGAUUAAAACAAAAUUAUAGAUGGGCAAAAUCUGUAAAAAGCAGCUUUGCAGGGUUAAAAAAAUGGUAA